Microdochium trichocladiopsis is the source of this 274-nucleotide messenger RNA. RefSeq lists its product as uncharacterized. Bases 52 to 255 code for a protein of 67 amino acids. The transcript is spliced from 2 exons. The record is from RefSeq and is a predicted model, not a curated record. Lineage: Eukaryota; Fungi; Ascomycota; Sordariomycetes; Xylariales; Microdochiaceae.
UAUUCAUGUCUUAUUUUCAACUCAAUUGAAGGCUGUGUAUACCCCAACUACAUGCCACCCCGUUCCGUGUCUGAUGAUUCUCUAUAUGCACAUCGUUUGGGACGACUCCUCGGAACGGCAAGCGCCAACAUCGAACGCAUCUAUAGGGCCCAGGUUGAAGCCGGUGAAAAAGACGAUAGUACAGCUGAAUCCAGCGACGUCGAAUUAUCUAGUGAGCCAGAGGACUGUAUUAUUGUUGCAUCGAGGCGUUGUUGAAAAAAGGGAUAGAUCCAGG